Osmia bicornis bicornis is the source of this 3666-nucleotide messenger RNA. It is a transcript of the gene Btk29A, whose product is annotated as tyrosine-protein kinase Btk29A. The transcript is spliced from 16 exons. Gene Ontology annotation, molecular function: ATP binding; protein binding; non-membrane spanning protein tyrosine kinase activity. Bases 454 to 2652 code for a protein of 732 amino acids. Lineage: Eukaryota; Metazoa; Arthropoda; Insecta; Hymenoptera; Megachilidae. The record is from RefSeq and is a predicted model, not a curated record. Gene Ontology annotation, biological process: intracellular signal transduction; peptidyl-tyrosine autophosphorylation.
GCAGGACGUCGAAAUGAAAUUGAGGAUUUUCCUAGCUUAACUAGCAAAUUGAAAGGAAUGAAUUAGUGAAGAUUGCUUGUAUUUUGUUUAAGAAACUGUUCUAACAGUUUCAUGAGAUUUCGGAUAAUUGCUUUACUAACGUAGUGAGGUAUUUCCUGCUAUCUUGUGAAUUUCCAACGUCUUCGUUUGACAGAUUGUCGGUGUGUGUAUGCGUUCGUUCCACGUGAAUUCUUUGUUUGGGCACCGGUCAUGUUUCUGACAAGCAUUGAAAUUGUGAGGUGGUAGCAGUACCCUGGUAUAUGUGUUGGUGAGGAUGUUUGAGGAAAUUGAUUGGCAUCAAGGACGGUUCGCGGUUUUUUCUACUACAAGAUCAAACAGCAUGGACGAAUUGAAUGACACCGUUUCACUGCUAUACUCGGAGAAAAAAGUAAAAAGGGUGGCCCUCCGUCGGUGAUGGCGGGGAAAGAUGGGAAGGUGGAGCCAAAAAGCGGAGACGUGGUGAGACAGGGGUUCAUGGUGAAACGUUCUCAAAAUAAGAAACGUUUCACUCCCGUCAACUACAAACAACGCUGGUUCGUUCUGACCAGACGCUACCUCGUCUAUUACGACGGCGAUGGAGAGCGACGCAAGGAACGAGGUAGAAUCGCGGUCGAGAGCGUGCACGUGGUUGAAACGGCGAGCCUCGGGAGCAACGCCGGCGGCGGCGGCGGCGGCGUCGGUAGCGUCGGCGGCGUCGGCGGUGUCGGCAGCGACGUGGCAGGUAGCGAAGCAGGAACAGGUGGUGGAGGCGGCGGUGGCGGCGGCGGCGGUGGCGGAGGUGGUGGAAUACCACCUGGGCUACCCUUCCAGGUGGGCUAUCGAGAAGCCGGCCAAGAGUACACGCUCUACCUCCUCGCCGCCCGCGAGCAGGACCGCGCUGAGUGGAUUCGUGCCAUCCGUGCUGUGUGCAGCGAGAAUCCGGGCUUGAGCGGUCGUUACCACGCCGGCUUGUGGAGUGGAAAGCGUUGGUCCUGCUGCCGCUUGUCGACACGUUCCGCAGAGGGUUGCGAUACUUGCAGCUCCUGGUCCUCUAACUCUAAACCGUUCAACGCAACGACCUCCGCUUCGAGCUUCACCUCCGCCACCGGAAGUACCAUCGCUACCUCCACUACUGCCGCUAUAACCGAUCGACCACAGACGACCAACUCCGAGGCCAACAACAAUCCCAUCGUUCACUCGCAGGCUCGUUCCACGAUCGGGACCCCCUCGACUCCAAUAAUGCCAGGGGGCACACCUGGCACCCCGUCAUCAAAAACGAAGGAUAAAAUAAUGAUGAGGACGAAGGUGGUGGUAGCUCUGUACCCUUUUCGAGCGAUCGAAGGAGGCGAUCUGUCCCUCGAAAAGGGUGCAGAGUACGAAGUGCUAGAUGAUUCCCAAGAACAUUGGUGGAAAGUGAAAGACGAACAUGGAUCUAUCGGUUACAUUCCCAGCAACUACGUGAAAGAGAAAGAACUUUUGGGCCUUCAAAAAUACGAGUGGUAUGUAGGUGAUAUGUCGAGGCAACGCGCAGAAUCAUUGCUCAAACAAGAAGACAAAGAAGGAUGUUUUGUUGUUCGUAAUUCCUCUACCAAAGGGCUUUACACGCUUUCACUCUACACUAAAGUCCCGCAUCCGCACGUGAAACACUAUCAUAUCAAGCAGAAUACAAGAGGAGAAUUUUAUUUGUCCGAGAAACAUUGUUGCGGUUCGAUACCGGAUUUGGUCAAUUAUCACAGGCACAAUAGCGGUGGUUUGGCCAGUCGAUUGAAAACUAGCCCUUGUGAUCGUCCUGUACCACCUACCGCUGGUCUCAGUCAUGAUAAAUGGGAAAUUGAUCCAGCAGAGUUACAUCUAUUGGAAGAACUUGGUUCUGGACAAUUUGGGGUUGUACGAAGAGGUAAAUGGCGUGGUUCUAUAGACGUUGCUGUUAAAAUGAUGAAAGAAGGUACUAUGUCUGAGGAUGACUUUAUAGAAGAAGCUAAAGUGAUGACGAAACUCCAACAUCAAAACUUGGUGCAGUUAUAUGGUGUUUGCAGUAAAGAUAGGCCAAUAUACAUUGUCACUGAAUAUAUGCGACACGGGUCUCUACUAAAUUACCUCCGUCGUCAUGAAGCAACAUUAGGAGCUAAUGUUGGCCUACUUCUAGACAUGUGCAUACAGGUUUGCAAAGGAAUGGCUUAUUUGGAAAGGCACAACUAUAUCCACAGAGAUCUUGCUGCACGAAACUGUUUAGUCGGUUCAGAGAACGUAGUUAAAGUUGCCGACUUUGGAUUGGCAAGGUAUGUUCUCGAUGAUCAAUACACCAGCAGUGGAGGUACGAAAUUUCCUAUCAAAUGGGCACCACCUGAAGUAUUGAACUAUACACGGUUCAGCUCAAAAUCGGAUGUUUGGGCAUACGGAGUACUUAUGUGGGAAGUAUUCACGUGCGGCAAAAUGCCUUAUGGGCGUCUAAAGAAUACCGAAGUUGUUGAAAGAGUACAACGAGGAAUCAUAUUAGAAAGACCCAAGGCCUGCUUCAAAGAAGUUUACGAGGUAAUGCGAAAAUGCUGGGCCCAUUGCCCGGAAGUACGACCGUCCUUCCGCGUAUUGAAAGAACAGCUGAUCAGCGUGUCUCAAGGUCUGCUCAAUGAUUGACUCAACCUUCUACGGUGUAUGCGCCUAUCGUCGCCUUCAAGCCGGUCAAUACAGGCGGCAAAAUCUCCAUCGCUCGAGCGAUCACCCUCGAUUCUACCAUCGUCAAACAACUCUUCAUCGUCGUACAACUCGGCAACUUUACCGUCGUCCCGUAAGACUCGUGCGCCAGCCUCAUUACCGCCCUCGGUCGAUUUUCUACAUCUAUCGUCGUCGUCCACGUGUAAAUUAAAGAAAGAAGGGUCAUCCUCACCGAGUACACCUGGCCACCAACCUAGUCAACCAUCAUCAAGCUCGUCGUCUAACGUCUGUGACAUUUGCAGUUCCUACGGCCAUCCGUGGAUCGAAAUUUGCAAGGCGAUUAGAGCCACUAAAGGCAAAUAAAAAAGUGUGUGUGUCCCGAAGUAUGUGUGUCGAUUUAAACCGAUUAUAUAACGCAGCUUACACGACAGAAAGAUAACAAAAAUAUUGAUACGACAUUAUUUCAGCCUACACAGCACUGCAUUUUAUCCUAUCCUAUCCUACCCUACCCUACCCUACCCUACUCUACAUUGCUCCCACCCCGACCAUCUUUGACCAAACUAUUCGAAACCUCACUAAUUUUGUCCAACCUAAACAACUGAGUGCAUGAUUGUUUUUUGUAUCCCUUUCUGAUCCCUUCCUAAUCCCAACCUAAUCCAAACCUAAUCCAAACCUAAUCUCAACGAUAAUAAGUUUCAGAGUACCCUGUGCAACAAUAUCGGAUGCAUUUACGAAUAGAACAGUAGUAUUUAUUGACUGCCCUUUUAAACGGGAUAUACUAGUACGUUGUGAUUUUUCUCGUUUUUAUUUUUCAUCUCGUUUCCGUAGAAAUGUAUUGUAUUGUCCCUUUUGUUAUAUCGACUUUUUAACGAAAACCGUCAAGUAACUUCACGAACGAGAACAAGAUUAUUUCUGCUUUAUAAAAUCAAUUUAAUAAAUGAAUGUUUCACUUGUGUAUUAUAUACUAUGACGAUUUAAUAAAAUAGAAUAAAUAAA